Bolinopsis microptera is the source of this 1359-nucleotide messenger RNA. RefSeq names its product GMP reductase 1-like. The transcript is spliced from 8 exons. The record is from RefSeq and is a predicted model, not a curated record. NCBI's taxonomy places the organism in Eukaryota, Metazoa, Ctenophora, Tentaculata, Lobata, Bolinopsidae. Gene Ontology annotation, molecular function: GMP reductase activity. Gene Ontology annotation, biological process: nucleotide metabolic process. Bases 1 to 1059 code for a protein of 352 amino acids. Gene Ontology annotation, cellular component: GMP reductase complex.
AUGCCAAGAAUAGAAUUUGAAAUAAAGCUGGGGUAUGAAGACGUGCUGUUCCGCCCCAAAAGAAGCACACUGGCUUCUAGAUCUGAUGUUACCUUGGAAAGGGAGAUCAGAUUCCGUAACUCCGGUCUAAAAUACCGUGGUGUACCUGUAAUGGCUGCAAACAUGGACACAACAGGUACAUUCGAGAUGGCACGUGCAUUUGCCGCGUGCCAGAUGUUCGUGUGUAUUCACAAGCAUUACACUGUGCAGCAGUGGGUGGAAUUCGCUGCAAAUAACCCGCAGAGUAUCGAGCACGUAGCAGUGAGUUCGGGCUCAUCUGAAAGGGACCUAGAUAAACUUAAAGACAUCAUUUCUCAAGUGCCAGUAAACUUCAUCUGUCUGGACGUAGCUAACGGGUACUCGGAGCACUUUGUGGCGUUUGUUAAGAAAGUUAGGGACACUUACCCCAGCAAGACUAUCAUAGCAGGUAACGUAGUGACAGGUGAAAUGGUUGAAGAACUGAUCUUGGCUGGAGCAGAUAUUGUUAAAGUUGGUAUUGGCCCGGGAUCAGUCUGUACCACCAGGAAGAAGACAGGAGUAGGGUACCCCCAACUUAGUGCAGUGUUGGAGUGUGCUGAUGCUGCUCACGGUCUAGGAGGACACAUUGUAGCUGAUGGGGGGUGCACCUGCCCAGGAGACGUUGCAAAGGCGUUUGGAGCUGGAGCUGAUUUUGUCAUGUUGGGAGGAAUGUUUGCUGGGCACGACGAAGGGUCGGGGGAGAUCAUCGAAAAAGAUGGCCAGAAAUUUGUUAAAUUCUACGGAAUGAGUUCAGCUACAGCAAUGGAAAAGCACUCGGGAGGAGUAGCCACCUACAGAACCAGCGAGGGGAAAACUGUUCUUAUACCUUACAAGGGUUCAAUAGAAGUAACGAUACAAGACAUUCUGGGAGGAGUAAGAUCCUGCUGUACGUAUGUUGGAGCAGUGAAACUGAAGGAGCUCCCUAAGAGAACCACCUUUGUGAGGGUAACCAAGCAAAUUAACGAGAUCUACGGGAAACAGAGCAUCAAUAAAACAGAUUAAGGAUGUGGUGACUUGUGAGUCUCUGGGAGAGUUGCUGGUUACCUUGGUGAGGAAGGAAAAGCUGUAGCAAAGUAGAUUGGUUUAAGGACCAAAUGGGUGUUCUGUAUCACUAGUUCUUGUUUCGUAUGUUUUUAUUGUAAUUGUAAUUUUGAUUGUGCUCAUUCAUUAUGAGUAAAAAACUUAUGUACCUGCGAUGGUACUAUAAGCUUAUAAGGUACUUUAAGGUACCUGAGGAUUUUGACUAAAUUAUUUGUGGGAUACUAUAAUUGGGUUAUAAAACAUUUUCAAGCAUUGAAUAAA